GCGAGUGCUCCCGGGAACUCGGCCUGCGCGGCGGCGGCGACCCGGGGCCAGGCCCAGCACGCCGGAGCUGGCCCGCUGGGGAGGGGCGGGAGGCGCGCGCGGGAGGGUCCGCCCCGCCAGGGCCCCGGGCGCUCCCAGAGGCGGGCCGCGCUCCCAGCCAGCCCAGAGCCCAUGCCCGGCGGCUGGCCAGUGCUGCGGCAGGAGGGGCGGCCCAGCUCUGCAUGGCCCCGGCUGCUGACAUGACUUCUUUGCCACUCGGUGUCAAAGUGGAGGACUCCGCCUUCGGCAAGCCGGCGGGGGGAGGCGCGGGCCAGGCUCCCAGCGCCACCGCGGCCACCGCAGCCGCCAUGGGCGCGGACGAGGAGGGGGCCAAGCCCAAAGUGUCCCCUUCGCUCCUGCCCUUCAGCGUGGAGGCGCUCAUGGCCGACCACAGGAAGCCGGGAGCCAAGGAGAGCGCCCUGGCGCCCUCCGAGGGCGUGCAGGCGGCGGGUGGCUCGGCGCAACCACUGGGCGUCCCGCCGGGGUCUCUGGGAGCCCCGGACGCGCCCUCUUCACCGCGGCCGCUCUGCCAUUUCUCGGUGGGGGGACUCCUCAAGCUGCCAGAAGAUGCGCUCGUCAAAGCCGAGAGCCCCGAGAAGCCCGAGAGGACCCCGUGGAUGCAGAGCCCCCGCUUCUCCCCGCCGCCGGCCAGGCGGCUGAGCCCCCCAGCCUGCACCCUCCGCAAACACAAGACGAACCGUAAGCCGCGGACGCCCUUCACCACCGCGCAGCUGCUGGCGCUGGAGCGCAAGUUCCGCCAGAAGCAGUACCUGUCCAUCGCCGAGCGCGCGGAGUUCUCCAGCUCGCUCAGCCUCACUGAGACGCAGGUGAAGAUAUGGUUCCAGAACCGCCGCGCCAAGGCAAAGAGACUACAAGAGGCAGAGCUGGAGAAGCUGAAGAUGGCCGCCAAGCCCAUGCUGCCACCGGCUGCCUUCGGCCUCUCCUUCCCUCUCGGUGGCCCCGCAGCUGUAGCGGCCGCGGCGGGUGCCUCGCUCUACGGUGCCUCUGGCCCGUUCCAGCGCGCUGCGCUGCCUGUGGCUCCCGUGGGACUCUACACGGCCCAUGUGGGCUACAGCAUGUACCACCUGACAUAGAGGGUCCCACGGUCGCCCACCUGUGGGCCAGCCGAUUCCUCCAGCCCUGGUGCUGUACCCCCGACGUGCUCCCCUGCUCGGCACCGCCAGCCGCCUUCCCUUUCACCCCCACACUGCUCCAGUUUCACCUCUUUGCUCCCUGAGUUCACUCUCCGAAGUCUGACCCCUGCCCAAAAGUGGUUGGAAGAGUCCCUUAGUACUCUUCUAGCAUUUAGAUCUACACUCUCGAGUUAAAGAUGGGGAAACUGAGGGCAGAGAGGUUAAGAGAUUUAUCUAAGGUCCCCAGCAGAAUUGGCAGUUGAACAGAACUAGAGGCCGUGUCUCCUGCAUAGCUUUUCCCUGUCCUGACACCAGGCAAGAAAAGCGCAGAGAAAUCGGUGUCUGACGAUUUUGGAAAUGAGAACAAUCUCAAAAAAAAAGAGACGAGCAAGCCAGGGAGAUGAAUCCUAGCUUCUUCCAUUGGAAAAUUUAAGAGAAGUUCAACAACAAAACAUUUGCUCUGGGGGGCAGGGAAAACACAGAUGCGUUGCAGAGGUAGGUUGAAGGGACCUCUCUCUUACCAGUACCAGAAACACAAUUGUAAAAUUAAAAAAAAAAAAAAAACUCUUUCUAUUUAACAGUACAUUUGUGUGGCUCUCAAACAUCCCUUUGGAAGGGAUUGUGUGUACUAUGUAAUAUACUGUAUAUUUGAAAUUUUAUUAUCAUUUAUAUUAUAGCUAUAUUUGUUAAAUAAAUUAAUUUUAAGCUACAAAAAUUA
Molecule: messenger RNA, 1890 nt
Organism: Symphalangus syndactylus (siamang)
Lineage: Eukaryota; Metazoa; Chordata; Mammalia; Primates; Hylobatidae
Gene: MSX1
Product: msh homeobox 1
Biological process (GO): embryonic morphogenesis; regulation of transcription by RNA polymerase II
Cellular component (GO): nucleus
Molecular function (GO): RNA polymerase II transcription regulatory region sequence-specific DNA binding; DNA-binding transcription factor activity, RNA polymerase II-specific
Source: RefSeq, a predicted model, not a curated record